GCACAUGCUUAUAUUGCUCACCGCGUCGAAAGUUUACAAUUUCGCUUUUUCCUCUCUCUCGCUCUCGCUCUCGCGUAUUAAUUCCUCGCAAAGCAAACCAUUUCAUUGUUUCUUUCUGCAAAGUUUCCUUCUUUCUCUCGGACAUGGCGGAAUCUAAGAGCAAACUCGAAUCUAUGAGGGAAUGGGUCGUCGAGCAUAAGCUUCGAACUGUUGGUUCUCUGUGGCUUAGCGGACUUGCGGGCUCGAUUGCGUACAACUGGUCUCAACCAAAUAUGAAAACCAGUGUCAAGAUCAUUCACGCUAGGUUACAUGCACAGGCUCUCACACUAGCUGCAUUAGCUGGUGCUGCAGUGGUCGAGUGGUAUGAUCACAAGACUGAAGCGAAGGCGGAGCGAUACACAAAGUUCUUUCCAGUUGAUGCAUACUCAACACACAAGGAUUGAGUGAACUUUUGAUAUAACCUGCGUUGAGUUAAAUUUGCUAGGAAUUUAUACCAAUGGAGGAUAAUAAAAUUACUUGUAACGAGGCCACAAAUUGUUUUAUCCAGCAUUGAUUGUAGUAAAUUCAUUGUUACGAAUUGUGUUUGGUUUAUUUAUAGAAGUUUUGAGACUUUUGUAUC
Messenger RNA from Juglans microcarpa x Juglans regia, 619 nucleotides. RefSeq lists its product as uncharacterized. Bases 144 to 443 code for a protein of 99 amino acids. Gene Ontology annotation, cellular component: mitochondrial inner membrane. The transcript has 4 exons. Lineage: Eukaryota; Viridiplantae; Streptophyta; Magnoliopsida; Fagales; Juglandaceae. Gene Ontology annotation, biological process: mitochondrial respiratory chain complex IV assembly. The record is from RefSeq and is a predicted model, not a curated record.